UUGACAGUUGAUUGAACCGAAAUAACCUAAAAAAACAAACAACUUUGAAAGAAUCGCGUUCAUUGUUUUAAGGAAUUAUUGAAUUCAUUUAUUAUUUAUGAUAAUUGGGUUGAGGAAUAUUUCUUUUCUACCCAAGAUUUGUUAACAAUAUGGCUUCCAAAGAAGGAGGAGAGAAAACUAAAAAUGCUCAAGGGACUGGGGAUAAUAAAGAGAAGCGAAGGAAGGAAUCUAUAUUGGACUUGAGUAAAUACUUGGAGAAAAGUAUACGAGUUAAGUUCGCCGGCGGUCGUGAAGCCGCGGGUAUUUUGAAAGGUUAUGAUCCGUUGCUAAACCUUGUUCUCGACAAUACAACAGAAUUUUUAAGAGACCCAGACGACCCAUACAAACUACUAGAUGACACAAGAGCUCUUGGAUUGGUUGUAUGCCGUGGAACAUCAGUUGUAUUAAUAUGUCCUAUGGAUGGUAUGGAAGCCAUACCAAACCCAUUUAUAACUCAGGAAGGUUGAACAUAGUGUUUAUUGUAUUUAACAUAAGGAUUUAAAAUAAGUAAUAAAUAAGAAUUCUUUAUAUUUAAA
Papilio polytes (common Mormon) is the source of this 575-nucleotide messenger RNA. RefSeq names its product U6 snRNA-associated Sm-like protein LSm7 (gene LSm7). Lineage: Eukaryota; Metazoa; Arthropoda; Insecta; Lepidoptera; Papilionidae. Gene Ontology annotation, cellular component: U6 snRNP; catalytic step 2 spliceosome; Lsm1-7-Pat1 complex. The transcript has 3 exons. The coding region runs from base 150 to 506 and encodes 118 amino acids. Gene Ontology annotation, biological process: nuclear-transcribed mRNA catabolic process; mRNA splicing, via spliceosome. Gene Ontology annotation, molecular function: RNA binding. The record is from RefSeq and is a predicted model, not a curated record.